AUGGCGGAAUCUAGCAAGGCUAUCAACCCUAUGAAGGAGCUCAAGGUCGACAAGCUCGUCGUCAACAUCUCGGUUGGUGAGUCAGGUGACAGACUGACUCGUGCCACCAAGGUGCUCGAGCAGCUCACCGGUCAGACCCCCGUCACCAGCAAGGCCCGCUACACCCUCCGUGGUUUCGGUAUCCGUCGUAACGAGAAGAUCGCCUGCCACGUUACCAUCCGCGGCCCCAAGGCCGAGGAGAUCAUCGAGCGUGGUCUCAAGGUCAAGGAAUACGAGCUCCGUCGCCGUAACUUCUCCGACACCGGCAACUUCGGUUUCGGUAUCACCGAGCACAUUGACUUGGGCAUCAAGUACGACCCUUCGAUCGGCAUUUUCGGUAUGGACUUCUUCGUCUGCAUGACUCGCGCCGGCGCUCGUGUCGCCCGCCGCAAGCAGCGUGUCGCCCGUGUCGGUGCUCCUCACCGUGUCAAGAAGGAGGAGACCGCCGCUUGGUUCAAGCAGCGAUUCGACGGUAUCAUCAUGCGCUAA
Molecule: messenger RNA, 528 nt
Organism: Mycosarcoma maydis (corn smut)
Lineage: Eukaryota; Fungi; Basidiomycota; Ustilaginomycetes; Ustilaginales
Product: 60S ribosomal protein uL5
Exons: 2
Coding region: 1-528 (175 amino acids)
Biological process (GO): translation
Cellular component (GO): cytosolic large ribosomal subunit; ribosome
Molecular function (GO): RNA binding; structural constituent of ribosome
Source: RefSeq, a predicted model, not a curated record